CAAAUAUAUCCAUUGGUAUCAUGAAUCAAAAAAAAAUCUUGUUGAUGGGUCGUAGUGGCUCAGGAAAAACAUCCAUGAGAAGUAUGAUUUUUAAUAACUAUUCCGCCAAUGAGACAAGUAGAUUAGGCGCUACUUUAUAUGUUGAAAGAACUGAAGUUCGGUUUUUAAAUAAUUUAAAUCUAUCGAUUUUAGAUUGUGCAGGUCAAGACAAUUUAAUGAAGAAUAUUUUGAUGCCUGGCAACAAUCAAUUGGCGUUGUGUCAAGUUUUAAUUUAUGUCUUUGAUGUCUCAAAUAUUGAAGAACCAAAAGAUUAUAUAACCUUUGUUGAUGUUAUAAAAAGAUUAAAUCAAACUUCCCCCUCAUGUAAAUUUUUUAUUUUAUUUCAUAAAUGGGAUUUGGUCAUGGAACAUGAAAAAGAGACUGCAAAAUCAAACAUUAUAUCCGCUUUGAUUAAAUCUGGUGAAGAGAUUAAAUUUCAUGAAUUGUAUUUGAAUGGUACUGUUAAGAUCUUUACAACCACAAUUUGGAAUGAGACUCUAUAUUUAGCCUGGUCAAGAGUUGUUGAAGAAUUAGUUCCAAAGGCAAAUAUAAUGAAAAAUUACUUGAAAAAAAUUUCAAGAGUUUUAAAUGCAAAAGAGUUGAUUAUCUUUGAAAGAAAAUCUUUUUUAUCAAUUGUUUCUUAUUCAAAUAUGUUUGAUCAAGAUAAUUUUUAUAACUUUAAUUCUGAUAGAAAUGAUGGCUAUUCUCAUUACGGUGUUACAGCUGAUAGAAGUCAAAAGAUUUCCUCCAUAAUAAAGACUUUUAGAAAAUCAGCCUCUUAUUAUAAUGGUGGAAAAUUUCAAAAAUUAACUUUGCACUCAAGAUCCUCAAUAAUUUAUCUUGAUGAAUUGACAGAUACAAUGGCAAUAAUGUUAGUUUUACCUAACGCAAUGCUUAAUGAAUCCCCAAUAAAUCAACAAAACAUUAAUAACGGUAAUAGUGGCAAUUAUUUACAAAAUAACCAAAAUGUCUCAUCCUCAACUAAUGCAAAUGAAAAUAACUCUAUGAACUAUAAUUAUUUAAAUUCCAACACAAGUGUUAAAAAUAGUUUUGAAGAUUCAUUUAUUGGAAGCGUUAUAAAAACCGCCAGAGAUUAUUUUCAAAACAUCGAUUUUGGUUCAAACUAAGAUUGAUAUUUAUUUGGUUAAUCAUGAUACAAUUUAAAUUGAACUCAAUCAGC
This is a messenger RNA of Ascoidea rubescens DSM 1968, 1219 nucleotides long. RefSeq names its product Rag GTPase GTR1 (gene GTR1). Gene Ontology annotation, cellular component: Gtr1-Gtr2 GTPase complex; fungal-type vacuole membrane; nucleus. The transcript is spliced from 2 exons. Gene Ontology annotation, biological process: positive regulation of TOR signaling; cellular response to starvation; regulation of autophagy. Gene Ontology annotation, molecular function: GTP binding; GTPase activity. The coding region runs from base 45 to 1166 and encodes 373 amino acids. The record is from RefSeq and is a predicted model, not a curated record. NCBI's taxonomy places the organism in Eukaryota, Fungi, Ascomycota, Saccharomycetes, Ascoideales, Ascoideaceae.